Messenger RNA from Phodopus roborovskii (desert hamster), 552 nucleotides. RefSeq names its product pyroglutamyl-peptidase I like (gene Pgpep1l). NCBI's taxonomy places the organism in Eukaryota, Metazoa, Chordata, Mammalia, Rodentia, Cricetidae. The record is from RefSeq and is a predicted model, not a curated record. Gene Ontology annotation, biological process: proteolysis.
AUGGAAGACAGUGGUGGUGAGGAUGAUUUGAACUGUGGCAACUUGGAUCAAGAGGAUUCAGAGGAAAAGGAUACUCUUAAGAUGCCUUUGGAUUUCAGGGAGGUGAGACGGAGGCUCACCACAAUCCGGGAGGAUUUUCAACCACAGCUUGCUGUGCAUGUGGGCAUGGACACUUUCAUCAAGGCCAUCUUUCUAGAACAGUGUGGCAAGAACGGAACUUAUAGGGAUACAGACACACAAGGCUUCCAGACUGAGGGUGGAGUGUGCCUCCCUGGGGGCCCAGAAGUGAUGCUGUCUGUUGUCAACAUGAAGGGAGUCUGCCAUCUUUCCAUUGACGAUGUUGAGGUGGCCUUUUCCCAAGAUGCAGGCAGGUACAUCUGUGACUACACCUACUACCUAUCUCUGUACCUUGGAAAUGGGCAUGCAGAGCUCAUCCAUGUCCCUCUGCUGUCACACUGGCUCCCAGCCCACCUCCUGGGCAAAGCCUUGAGUCAUCAUCCAAGAAAUGCUGGAACAAAGACAGGGAGCCCAGCUUCAGAUGUUAGGAGCUGA